CCCUGCUUCCUUCCAUCCCGUCCAGUCUUCCUUCCUUCCUACCCCAGCUUCCUUCUGACGCGCCACCGUCCCCCAUCCCGGCUACUGCCUGCCACCAUCGCCACCGUCAGCCCACGUCAACCGUCUCAGCCACCACCCCAAAAUUCCACCCACCACUUACGCCCGAGCUAGGAUCGCCUGCAGCCAAACACUGGCCCACCCUCGCCAGCCCGGUCCACCACAUCCGCGUCCCCUGCAGCUCCCGUUUCCCACCGCCUACUCGCCGCGUGUCGCUACAUCCACCGCGGUCCGUCAGCGACGUCUGCAUACGUAACAGCCCCUGAGCAGCGGCUCAUCUCCCGGCCACCCUCUUUCUCUCGUCUCUAACACCUCGGCUCAUUUGCUACCACCAUGAAGGGACUCAAAAAGGCAAUGAACCUCUCUCGCACAAAGUCCAGCGAAAAGUCAAAGUCCCCCAACCCUCCUGCCCAUAAGCAAUCGACAGCAUCCUCAGGCCCAUCAUCUCCCUCUGUCAACUCUCCCAGCCGCCAAGCCUCCGAUGCGCCCGGACUCCAGGGCGGCGCGCCCAUCACUCCGCGCCGAUCUCCCAUAAACGAUAAGACCUCUCCAGCACCUCCGCUUGUGGUGAUCUCGGGUGCGCCCCAACCGCCUCCCAUCAACACUGAAAUGCCAUCGGAUCCCAUUCCGCACAGCCCGCAUGGGAGAUAUGGUUCUCCCGAAAGAACACUGGGCGCGGAUGGACAGCCGACGCCCCCUAAAGUUGGACCGAUGAACAGGUUGAGAGGACCGAAGGAUACGAUCCCGGCCGUGGGCAAGACGCCGCGAAAGCAGAGAAGUAGCAGGUUCUACGUGACGGAAAAGGUCGAGAUUGAAAAACUGCCCAACUUUGCGGAUGUGAGGCCCGAGCAAAGGAAUGAACUGUUUGUCCAGAAACUGCAACAGUGUCGAGUUGUUUUCGAUUUCAACGAUGCCAGUAGUGAUCUAGAGGGGAAACAGAUCAAGUCACAGACGCUACACGAGAUGCUCGAAUACAUUACGAGUCAAAGAGGCGUCAUCACAGAAAGCAUCUACCCUGAAGUGGUUAGCAUGUUUGCAACAAACUUGUUUAGGUCCAUUCCGCCCCAAGUCAACCCGACAGGCGACGCGUUUGACCCAGAGGAAGACGAACCUGUCCUUGAACUUGCCUGGCCCCACCUCCAAAUCGUUUACGAAUUCUUCCUCCGAUUCGUCGAAAGUCCGGAUUUCAACACGAACAUUGGCAAGCGCUACAUCGACCAGUCGUUUGUUCUCCAACUUCUCGAGUUGUUUGACAGUGAAGAUCCUCGUGAGCGUGAUUUCCUGAAAACAACGCUUCAUCGAAUCUAUGGUAAAUUCCUCAAUCUACGAGCAUUCAUCCGCCGCUCGAUAAGCCAUGUCUUUUUCCAAUUUGUUUACGAAACGGAACGACAUAACGGUAUUGCCGAGCUCCUCGAAAUUCUCGGCUCAAUCAUCAACGGUUUCGCCCUCCCCCUCAAGGAGGAACACAAGACCUUUCUCACUCGCGCUCUCAUUCCCUUGCACAAGGCUAAAUCCCUCGCACUCUAUCACCCCCAACUCGCAUACUGUGUCGUCCAGUUCCUCGAAAAGGAUCCUGCUCUCACAGAAGAAGUCGUGUUGGGUCUGUUGAGGUACUGGCCCAAGGUGAAUUCCCCAAAGGAAGUCAUGUUCUUGAAUGAGGUGGAGGAGAUUUUGGACGUGAUUGAGCAUAAUGAGUUUAUCAAGAUUAUGCAGCCGCUGUUUGUGCAGCUGGCGAGGUGUAUCAAUAGCGCGCAUUUCCAGGUGGCGGAACGCGCGUUGUACUACUGGAACAAUGAGUACAUUGUCAAUCUCAUGGGCGAACAUAUCAGUAUCAUCCUCCCCAUCGUCUUCCCCGCAUUGUAUCAAAACUCGAAAACCCACUGGAAUAGGACGAUCCAUGGCAUGGUAUAUAACGCGCUCAAGUUGUUUAUGGAGAUUAAUCAGGAAGUGUUUGAAGAGUGUCAGAAUAACUAUAGAGCGCAACGUAAAGCUGAAUCAGAUCGAGCUAUUGAACGAUAUGACGAAUGGCUGCAACUUCGCGAGCAAGCGAUCCAAAACUGGGAAUCCGCCCACCCGUCUUCACCCCUUCCCGAACGCUUACAAGAACCCCCACCACCCCGCCCUGAACCAUACGAGGACGAACCGAUGAUGGACGUUUCGGUCGACAUGACUGCGAACGGGUUUGAUCCAAGUGAAAGUUUCACGUUGGAUAGGUCGAUUGCGGAGGAGACGGUGCCUGUGGCGGAUCCGGGGGUUGAUAGAGCUCCUCCUUUGAGCCCGACGUCGCCGACGCAACUCUUGGGACAACAAGGACAGGCGCCUUCAAGUCCCACCCCGAGCGGGGGCGGGACUGCACCCCAUUUGAGGAGAAAAUCAGUGUUGCCCAUUGAUGCUGGGGUCAUGCGAGAUCUCCAGAAUCAUCGAAGUCUGGAAAACGACGCAAACCCCUAACCUUAGAACAAGAGAUUCCCAACGACCCCGCCACGAUUUAUUUUCUUUCCAUCAGUGCAUUGGCCGAAAAACACCGUUUGUAACUAUUGUCGAAUGCCUUUGUUUCAUUUUUUUAAAACCCUUCAUUUUCUGCAUCCCAAGUUUUACCUUUUUUUUUUUAUCAUAUACAUCUCGUCUACAUUUACCUCAUUAUGUGCCAGAGACUUUUUAUUUUAUAUAUUUCCAUUUAUUGUGAAAGCUGGCGGAUUAGUAUACCCCUUUUUUUUGACGAGUGAGAAUUACAGUAGAGUCCUUUGAGCCGCGCAGGGGGUUGGCGAGAUGUAUGGCUUACAAGGAAUGGAUGAUAAUGCACUGCAUCGAACG
Molecule: messenger RNA, 2871 nt
Organism: Cryptococcus deneoformans JEC21
Lineage: Eukaryota; Fungi; Basidiomycota; Tremellomycetes; Tremellales; Cryptococcaceae
Product: protein phosphatase PP2A0 B subunit gamma isoform, putative
Exons: 8
Coding region: 391-2508 (705 amino acids)
Biological process (GO): signal transduction
Cellular component (GO): protein phosphatase type 2A complex
Molecular function (GO): protein phosphatase regulator activity
Source: RefSeq, a predicted model, not a curated record